Salmo salar (Atlantic salmon) is the source of this 5868-nucleotide messenger RNA. It is a transcript of the gene eprs1, whose product is annotated as glutamyl-prolyl-tRNA synthetase 1. The record is from RefSeq and is a predicted model, not a curated record. NCBI's taxonomy places the organism in Eukaryota, Metazoa, Chordata, Actinopteri, Salmoniformes, Salmonidae. Gene Ontology annotation, cellular component: aminoacyl-tRNA synthetase multienzyme complex; cytoplasm. Gene Ontology annotation, molecular function: proline-tRNA ligase activity; ATP binding; glutamate-tRNA ligase activity. Gene Ontology annotation, biological process: translation; glutamyl-tRNA aminoacylation; prolyl-tRNA aminoacylation.
UCUCUCCCACUUUCAUUUAUUUUUCUUUCUUUCCUAGGUCAUGAAAUAGCCAUGAUUUAAAGUAGUGGAACCUUUUAUUAUCUAGACCAAUUUCAAGGGGGUUUCUAAAGCCGUUGCAUAUAAUCGGAAAGGCUAUGUGCUGCGUGGCCUUUGCUUGAGUUGAGUGCUAUCCGCGAGCAGACUUUAGGAAGGUUUUGAAACUGUGCGAGAACUUUCACGAUCAGAAAGGGAGGCGAAAGCAUGGAUUUAAACCUUACCAUCAACAGCAGCAACCCUCCUUUAGGGGCGCUGUUGACAGCAGAGCAUGUGAAGGGCAGUGUGAAAGUGUCUGUGGAGGAGGGCAAAGACAACAAGCUCUGCGUCUCACAGUCAGUGCAGUUCAGCGAUUUGAACUCCAUCACGCGCUACCUUGCCCGCAUGGCUCCCAGUCUGGGCCUGUACGGCUCCAACAUGCUGGAACAAACUGAGGUGGACCACUGGCUGGAGUUCAGUGCACAACGUGUGUGUGGCCAGUCUGGCCUGGCUGCAGCCCUGGGGGAACUGGACAAGGCUCUGGAGCUGCGCACUUUUCUCGUGGGCCACAGCUUGACCCUGGCCGACAUCUGUGUGUGGGCCGUGCUCAAAGGUAGCAGCGAGUGGCAGUCGAUGCAGACGCAAGCUGGGGCCUUCUCCCAUGUGGCUCGCUGGUUCUCCUUCCUGGGCUCCCAGGUGCCCUUCACCGCCGUGGGCCACAAGUACACCAACAGCAGGGCCACCUCACGCAAUUCCAAUUCUGAGAAGGAGAAGCAGCAGGACGUGGGGAAGUUUGUGGAGCUGCCAGGAGCCGAGAUGGGCAAGGUGGUGGUCCGCUUCCCCCCUGAGGCCAGCGGGUACCUGCACAUUGGCCAUGCCAAGGCUGCCCUGCUCAACCAGCACUAUCAGGUGACCUUCAAGGGCAAGCUCAUCAUGCGCUUUGACGACACUAACCCUGAGAAGGAAAAGGAGGACUUUGAGAAGGUGAUCCUGGAGGACGUGGCCAUGCUACAGAUCAAGCCAGACCAGUUCACCUACACCAGCGACCACUUUCCCCGCAUCCAGGGCAUGGCGGAGCAGCUGCUGAGGGAGGGCAAGGCCUACAUCGAUGACACACCCCCAGAGCAGAUGAAGGCAGAGAGGGAGCAGCGCACAGAGUCAAGCCACCGUAGCAACUCGGUGGAGCAGAACCUAAAGAUGUGGGAGGAGAUGAAGGCGGGCACGGAGUACGGCCAGACCUGCUGCAUGCGGGCCAAGAUUGACAUGGCCUCCAACAACGGCUGCAUGCGCGACCCCACCUUCUACCGCUGCAAGAAUGCCCCCCACCCCCGAACUGGCACCACCUACAGGGUGUACCCCACGUACGACUUCGCCUGCCCCAUCGUGGACAGCGUAGAGGGUGUGACCCACGCGCUCCGCACCACGGAGUACCACGACCGCGAUGACCAGUUCUACUGGGUGAUCGAUGCACUGCGCCUGCGCAAGCCCUACAUCUGGGAGUAUGCCCGGCUCAACCUCAACAACACGGUGCUCUCCAAACGCAAGCUCACAUGGUUUGUUGACCAGGGUUACGUCGACGGCUGGGAUGACCCCCGCUUCCCGACUGUCAGAGGUGUCCUGCGCAGAGGAAUGACCGUCGAGGGCCUCAAGCAGUUCAUUGCUGCCCAGGGUGGAUCCAGGUCUGUGGUCAACAUGGAAUGGGACAAGAUCUGGGCCUUUAACAAGAAGGUUGUCGACCCAGUGGCGCCCAGAUACACAGCCCUGUCAGGAUCCUACUCUGUCCCUGUUGUCAUCCCCGACGCACCAGAGGAGAUGAAGAUGGCCGUCAAACACCCCAAGAACACAGAGGUGGGUAUGAAGGCUGUGUGGUACGGACCCAGGGUGCUGGUGGAGGGGGCGGACGCAGAGACCUUCACCGAGGGAGAGACGGUCACCUUCAUCAACUGGGGCAACAUCAUCAUCACCAAGAUCCACAAAGAUCCCAGAGGUAAGGUAACCUCCCUGGAAGGCAAGCUGAACCUGGAAAACAAGGACUUCAAGAAGACCACCAAGAUCACGUGGCUGGCCGAGACCCCCCACGCCCCCCUCCUGCCCACAGUCUGUGUCAACUACCAGCACCUUAUCACCAAGCCCGUCAUGGGCAAGGAGGACGACUUCAAGGAGUACAUCAACAAACAGAGCAAGCUAGAGGAGAAGAUGCUGGGAGACCCAUGUCUGAAGGACCUGAAGAAGGGUGACAUCAUCCAGCUGCAAAGGCGGGGCUUCUACAUCUGUGACCAGCCCUACGAGCCAAUCAGUCCCUACAGCUGUAAGGAGAGUCCUUGUGUGCUGCUGUACAUACCUGACGGCCACACCAAGGAGAUGCCCACCGCCGGCUCCAAGAGCAAGAGCCAGGCCGCCACCACACCCGCCUCCCCAGCCAAGUGCAAAACCACCCCAGUCUCUGCCCCAGCCCCCCCUACCGCUAGCGACGCCGGCACUGUUUUCUCCUGCAUCGUGGCUCAAGGCGAGAAGGUGCGCGAUUUGAAAACCACCAAGGCCCCUAAGGAGGAGGUGGACAAAGCGGUGAAGGAGCUGCUCUCACUCAAGGCCCAGUUCAAGCAUCUGACUGGCCAGGACUAUAAACCAGGCAUGGGCCUGCCCUCUAGUUCCGCCCCUCAGAAGGCAGCAUCCCCUUCUUCUGACUCCACCUCCUGCCCCUUUGCUUGCGUCACCCAGCAGGGGGAGUUAGUGAGGAAGCUUAAAUCCGAGAAGGCUCCCAAGGACCAGGUUGAUGCUGCAGUCAAACAGCUUCUGGCUUUCAAAGCUGAGUUCAAACAGAUCACAGGACACGAGUACAAUCCAGGGAUGAUCCCUCCUGACGCUGCCUCAGCCAAGAAUGCCCCCACUGCCUCAUCCCCCUCCUCCUCUCCCUCAGGCCUAUAUGAAAGUGUGACCAAACAGGGAGACUCUGUUAGGACGCUUAAAUCUGAGAAAGCACCCAAGGACCAGGUUGAUGCUGCCGUGAAGGAGCUCUUAGCCUUGAAGGCAGAGUACAAACAGGUGACAGGUCACGACUACAAGCCAGGAGCUGCCCUAGCCCCUGCUCCUGCCCCAGUCCAGAGCAACCCAGCCCCCACAGCCACUUCUGGCUCAGGCAUGUAUGAGCACGUGACUCAGCAGGGUGACCUGGUGAGGAAGCUGAAGACCGAGAAGGCCCCCAAGGACCAGGUGGACACCGCUGUCAAGCAGCUGCUGUCACUCAAAGCUGAGUACAAGCAGGCGACUGGCCAGGACUACAAACCAGGCGUGGCCCCAGCUGUCAGCCCUGCCCCUGUUCAGGCUAGCCCCGCCCCCCAGGACCAGUCUGGUUCCUCCCCUCAAGCACUCUUCACCCAGGUUGUCCAAAAGGGGGAGCUAGUGAGGAAGCUGAAAUCAGAGAAGGCUCCUAAGGACCAGGUGGACUGUGCCGUGAAGCAGCUGCUGGCCCUGAAGACUCAGUACAAGGCCCUCACCGGAGAGGACUACAAACUUGUGGCUGCCGCUGGAGCCUCGAGCAGAGAGGACAAGAACCGCAAGGACCGAGAGAACAAGUCUGAGAAACAGGCAGGAGGAGGAGGGAAGAAGCAGCCAAAGGGAGAAAAGGGCAAGGAGGCCUCGUUGGGAGGCACAGGGGGAGGAGGAGAUGGUGGUCCCAAGAAACAGACAAGACUGGGGCUGGAGGCUAAGAAGGAGGAGAACCUAGCUGAUUGGUACUCUCAGGUGAUCACCAAGGCAGAGAUGAUUGAGUACUAUGACGUGAGCGGCUGCUACGUGCUGCGACCCUGGUCCUACUCUAUCUGGGAGUCUAUCAAGGAGUUCUUUGACCGCGAGAUCAAGAAGCUGGGUGUGGAGAACUGCUACUUCCCCAUGUUCGUCUCGCAGGCUGCCCUGGAGAAAGAGAAGUCCCACAUAGCUGAUUUUGCCCCAGAGGUCGCCUGGGUAACACGGUCAGGGAACACUGAGCUUGCCGAGCCCAUCGCUGUCCGACCCACUAGCGAAACUGUGAUGUACCCUGCCUACGCCAAAUGGGUCCAGUCCCACAGAGACCUACCUAUCAAACUCAACCAGUGGUGCAAUGUUGUGAGGUGGGAGUUCAAGCACCCCCAGCCCUUCCUAAGGACCAGAGAGUUCCUGUGGCAGGAAGGACACACGGCUUUUGCCACCAAAGAGGAGGCCGCGGAAGAGGUGUUACAGAUCCUUGACUUGUAUGCACGGGUCUACGAGGAGCUGAUGGCCAUCCCUGUGGUAAAGGGCAGAAAGACAGAGAAGGAGAAGUUUGCAGGGGGAGACUACACUACCACCGUGGAGGCCUUCAUCUCUGCCAGUGGCAGAGCCAUCCAGGGUGCCACAUCCCACCACCUGGGCCAAAACUUCUCCCGGAUGUUUAACAUCGAGUUCGAGGACCCCAGGAAGCCGGGCGAGAAGCAGCUAGCCUACCAGAACUCGUGGGGCAUCACCACCCGCACUAUCGGCGUGCUCACCAUGGUACAUGGGGACAACAUGGGCCUGGUGCUGCCCCCCAGAGUUGCCUGUCUCCAGGUGAUCAUCAUCCCGUGUGGCAUCACAGCCUCCCUGCCUGAGGCUGAGAAGGAGUCUCUGCUGGCCCAGUGCUCCAAGUACCUGGCCCGGCUGCAGCGGGGAGAGACCCGGGUAAAGGCCGACCUCCGAGACAAUUACUCUCCCGGCUGGAAGUUCAACCACUGGGAACUCAAGGGCGUGCCCAUUCGCCUUGAGGUGGGUCCUAAGGACCUGAAGCAGGGUCAGUGUGUGGCUGUGAGGAGAGACACCGGGGAGAAGAUCACCCUGCCCGAGGCAGACACAGAGAAGAGACUCAUACAGCUACUGGAGGACAUCCAGGCCAACCUCUUCAAGAGGGCAUCGGACGACCUGAACAAACACAUGGUGGUAGCAGACUCUAUGGAACAGUUCCAGAAAGACCUGGACCAGGGCAGGAUUGUCCAGAUCCCCUUCUGUGGAGGCAUCGAGUGUGAAGACUGGAUCAAGAAGACCACUGCCAAGGACCAGGAUCUGGAGCCCGGUGCCCCCUCCAUGGGUGCAAAGAGCCUGUGUAUCCCCUUCAAGCCCCUCAAGCCCCUGCAGCCGGGUCAGAUGUGCGUCAGCGGCAAGGAGGCCGCCCAGUAUUACACCCUGUUUGGCCGCAGCUACUAAAUACAGUCUUAAGUGGCUUCCUCUCCUCGAUCUGGGAUAUGAGAAAGAAGCGGAUAGGUGAAAGAAAAUACUUGUGAACAAAGAUUUGUUUUCACCUAUCAUGCGCUUUCGAAUCAGCAGAGAUGGAGAAGAGACGAGGAGAUGAAGUCUCUUUAGACUAUUGAGAUACACCCAGAGUCAACACCUUGUAGUGUGUUCCUUUCCUUUUGACCCUAACCUUGCAAUGGUGGCCCAACCCCUCAAGAUUGACAAGACACUCUCCAUAGUCAGCUAUUUUCUCCCACUAGCCCCAAAUGUAACAAAAAUGACUUUCUUUAUACCCAAUGACACAAUCUUUAUAUUUUUGUCCCUUUCUCACUCCCACCCUACCUUAUCUCAGGACCUUUUCCAGGUAGAAAGAUGACAUGGUACUCAGGCAAGAUGUUUCAGUAUCUCCCCACUAACUGAACUGAUAUCGUAGCUAUUUGGGGUGUACUAUAGGUGGGUGGUGAGGGUUGACCCCUGGAGGUUAUAGCCACUAGCCACAUUUGUCCCCAGUACAAACUCAUAGGAAUACUGCAACAACAUGGAAUAAGGAACUAUCACAUACAUGUAAUUACCUGUACUCUUGAGUUCAUCUAACGCAAUUCUAAAACUUUUCUACAAUAAAAGGAUUCUGAAAUUCCA